This is a messenger RNA of Aspergillus bombycis, 891 nucleotides long. RefSeq names its product proteasome core particle subunit beta 5 (gene pre2). Gene Ontology annotation, cellular component: proteasome core complex. The record is from RefSeq and is a predicted model, not a curated record. The coding region runs from base 1 to 891 and encodes 296 amino acids. NCBI's taxonomy places the organism in Eukaryota, Fungi, Ascomycota, Eurotiomycetes, Eurotiales, Aspergillaceae. Gene Ontology annotation, molecular function: threonine-type endopeptidase activity. The transcript is spliced from 6 exons.
AUGGACAAGUUGGUCGCCCAAUAUAGCCGCCCGGCCCAUCAGAAUGAGUUCUACUCCGAACAAGAACAGCAUGACCUCACAGAGAGCCUUCCUCCCCUCUCUCUGAAAUUCAACCUUCCUGCAGUUGACAACUCAAGAUCUUGGCUCCGUGCUAUGACUGAUGACCACUCGAACCCAAGCUGCCCCAUCAAACUUGCUCACGGAACGACAACACUGGCCUUCCGAUUCCAGGGCGGAAUUAUUGUUGCGACAGACUCUCGAGCCACCGCUGGAAAUUGGAUUGCCAGUCAGACAGUGAAGAAGGUUAUUCCCGUCUCGCGGUUGAGUCGUGGUGAGGAUAAGGCGAACAAUGCCCCGACUCCCGGUCUUCUAGGUACUAUGGCGGGUGGUGCUGCGGAUUGCCAAUACUGGUUGAGAUAUUUGAGUCAGCAAUGCACACUUCAUGAAAUCCGCCACAAGCGCCGUAUCACUGUUGCAGCCGCGUCCAAGAUUCUCGCCAACCUGACAUACGCCUACAAGGGAUACGGUCUGAGCAUGGGAACAAUGCUAGCAGGAAUGACCCCUCAAGAAGGUCCAGCUCUCUAUUACAUCGACUCAGACGGCACCCGACUCCCGGGCAACCUGUUCUGUGUUGGAUCCGGUCAGACAUUCGCCUACGGUGUGCUGGAUGCCAAUUACCGCUACGACUUGACUGAGGAGGAGGCCCUUGAGCUCGGCCGGAGAAGUAUCCUGGCUGCUAUGCACCGUGACGCCUACUCUGGUGGUUUCAUCAACCUGUACCACGUCAAGGAAGAGGGAUGGGUGCACCACGGCUUUGACGACAUGAACCCGAUCUUCUGGAAGACGAAGUUGGAGAAGGGCGAAUUCUCGAAUGUCACGUCGGAGUUGUAA